AUGGCCAUGGAGGCGGGGUUCACGGCGCAUAGAACAAAUGCGACUCUCAAACGUCACGAGACUGGAGUCAUCGUUCGUUUCAAGACAAGGCUUGUGGAGAAAGGCUACGCGCAGGAACCAGGUGGCGACUACAACUUUACGUAUGCACCAGUUGUUAACGGCGCGUCGCUGAGAAUCUUUGCAUCACGGGCCAAAGAACUUGACUACACGAUCGAACAAUGUGACACAGAUACCGCUUUCCUCUAUGGCGAGGUGGAAGAGCGUGUGUUCUUGGCCAUCCCUCAAGGCCUUGAAGUCGAUGACCCCGAUGCUGUUGUUUUUCAGCUCGACAAAUCUCUCUACGGUCUUAAACAGUCGGCAGCUGUGUGGCACAAGCGAAUCCGCCAAGCAUUUAUCAAGUGGAACUUUGCUCCACUUCAAUCCAACCCAUGCAUCUUCGUGCGUUCUUUCAACAAUAACGACUUUAUUUACAUCGCUUUAUACGUCGACGAUAUGUUGAUCGCAGCAACGACGAAACAACUCGUUCAAGACGUCAUCUCGAGUCUCGAGGAGGAACUUCGUCAGAAGCGAUUGGGCGCAGCACGCCUCGUGCAACGAUACAUCGAAGAUAUCGUCGAACGCUUUGGCAAAAUUCACGCUAAGGCAAACGUGAACUCCUGUGAGGUUGCCACUAAACUUCGUCGAGGAGAUGAAGGAGAAGGUAUCGACACGACGGUGUACCCCCUGUACGUCAGCAUGGGUACACGACCGGACAUCGUUUGCAUUGUUGGCAGUCUAAGCAGGAUUUGGUAG
Messenger RNA from Phytophthora megakarya, 792 nucleotides. NCBI's taxonomy places the organism in Eukaryota, Oomycota, Peronosporomycetes, Peronosporales, Peronosporaceae. The record is from the annotation of a GenBank genome assembly.